This is a messenger RNA of Nelumbo nucifera (sacred lotus), 1290 nucleotides long. The record is from RefSeq and is a predicted model, not a curated record. Lineage: Eukaryota; Viridiplantae; Streptophyta; Magnoliopsida; Proteales; Nelumbonaceae.
AUGAGAAAUGACAUCACCACUUUCUUCCAACAAGAUGGAGAAUCUUUAUAUGAGUCAUGGGAGCGUUAUAAGGAGCUGUUAAGGAAGGUCCCUCACCAUGGACUUCCUAUAUGGCUGCUAGUGCAAAUCUUCUACAAUGGUCUAACCGAAGCCAUCAAGACCAUCCAAGAUGCGGCAGCCGGGGACUCCAUCAACAAUAAGACCCCUGAAGUGGUCCAUGCCCACAUAGAGGAGAUGGCAGCCAACAACUACCAAUGGCAUUCAGAGAGAGCACAAGUGAAAAAGCAGCUUGGUCUUCACAAUGUGGACACAUACACAGCUCUAUCUAUGCAAAUAAGAGCACUUAGCAAAAAAAUUGAGGAGAUGCAGAUGGCAGCCUUGCAUGUGCAGUCCGUGACAUGUGAUUGGUGUGGGGGAGGCCACAUCAGCACUAAAUGCCAAGUUGGCAAUCAGUUUAGGCAGUCCACAGAACAGGCUGACAUUGUUGGCAACUUUCCAAGGCAGCAAUACAGUCAGAACCACCAUGCAUUCAACCCCGGAUGGAGGGGCUACCCAAAUCAGUCAUGGCCUAAUCAGCAUGGGCUGAAGCCCUUUCCCCAAAAUUUACAUCAGCCAGAAAAGAAAUCUAACCUAGAGGAGCUGAUGACCAAGUUCAUAGACAGUGCUGAAACCAUAUUUCAGAACCAAGAGGCCUCAAUAAAGAACUUGGAAAAUCAGGUUGGGCAGUUGGCGCAAAUGAUUUCUGCAAGAAUACCGGGCACUCUACCAAGCAAUAUAGAAGUGAAUCCACGAGAACAAGUGCAAGCUAUCACUUUAAGAAGUGGUAAGGAGCUGCCGGAAGUAGAGAAGAAAGCAAGGGCUGAAAACAAGGCAGAUGCAACCCUUGAAACCGAAAACAAGAAGGAGGAGCAAUCUGAACCGCUGCAAGAAAGACACCAACAACCGCAAGUUCCCAUUCCCAAUAGGCUGAAGCAACACAGGUUGGAAAAGGAAUUUGUUGAUUUCAUUGUAUUAGACAUGCAAGAAGAUGUUGAUGUUCCUCUCAUCCUAGGGAGACCUUUCCUAGCUAUGGGGAAGGUAAGCAAAAUGGAAGAUCCUCUUGAACUUUGCCAACAAGAAGGAGGAGUUGCAAAGGAAGAAAAUGAAGAGGUUAACCGCAUGACAGCAUACCUGAAUGCCAAGCCACAGUUCCAUGGGAAAGGAUUUCUCAAGUUGGAGAGCUUGGGCAGACCACCAAUGCCAAUAAGCAAGCCUUCAACUCAAGAACCACCCACCCUUGAACUGAAGUAA